This is a messenger RNA of Tripterygium wilfordii, 1995 nucleotides long. RefSeq names its product zinc finger CCCH domain-containing protein 63-like. Gene Ontology annotation, molecular function: protein binding; metal ion binding. Bases 348 to 1637 code for a protein of 429 amino acids. Lineage: Eukaryota; Viridiplantae; Streptophyta; Magnoliopsida; Celastrales; Celastraceae. The record is from RefSeq and is a predicted model, not a curated record. The transcript has 9 exons.
GUAUAAUGUUUUUGGAGGUUAAUAUCGUAAAUCCACGUUGUCGUGAAGUUGACGCGUUCGUCUUCUUGGCAUAUUCUUCCCUUCGUCGCUCUUUCGUUCUCACAGAAACACACAGGCGGAUCCAAGUUAGGGUUUUAAUUUCUCGAAUCCCAAUCCAAUUUAGAAGGAAAAUUCAUUCCAAAUUAUUGGGAAUAUAUUGAUCGAGAAACUGCACGUAAUUUUUAGUGUGCGAGAGAGAGAGAGGGAUACUAUUUGUGAGAAAGAAUUUCAAGGCUUUGAUGAUCAACUUUGAUUUUGAUACUAUCAUUUCCAGUUUAAUCGAUCUUUUACUCCUGCACCAUUAAUCAAUGGAUUUGAAUCAGCAUGGGGGCAACAAGCGUGUCUUCCAACGACUUGGGGGUCCACCAACGGCCGACUCCAGGCAGAAGGUUUGCUUUAAUUGGCGGGCGGGAAAUUGCACUCGUUACCAGUGUCCCUUUCUCCACAGGGAAUUGCCUCCUAUGCCGGCGGCAAACGGCGGCGGCUCUAACACUUACAAGCGCGGUUUUGGGAAUGACCACAGCUUUACAGGCCCUCCAGCGGCUCGUAGAAACCCCAAUUUUAACCAAUCCUCGACUUGGGGACGUGUAGGGGGUAACCUGGUGGUGAGAAAGACUGAGAAAUUGUGUACUUAUUGGGCUCAAGGGAGUUGUAAGUACGGUGAUAAAUGUAGGUUCGUGCAUUCUUGGAGUGUGUCGGAAAGUGUUUCUCUGUUGACGCAGCUCGAAGGCCACCAGAAGGUUGUCAACGGGAUUGCUUUGCCAUCUGGUUCUGAUAAGCUUUAUACUGGAAGCAAAGAUGAGACUUUGAGGGUUUGGGAUUGCCAGUCUGGUCAGUGUGUGAAUGUCUAUAAUCUUGGCGGUGAAGUAGGUUGCAUGAUAAGUGAAGGUCCUUGGAUUUUUGUUGGUCUGCCAAAUGCUGUUAAGGCAUGGGAUAUUCAAACUUCUGCCCAGCAUAGUCUUCCUGGUCCUGCAGGGCAUGUUUAUGCCCUGGUUGCGGGUAAUGAUUUGCUCUUUGCUGGUGUGCAGGAUGGCGCCAUAUUGGCAUGGAGAUAUAAUGCAGCAACCAACGGCUUCGAUCCUGCUGUAUCACUAACAGGCCACAGCCUCGCAGUUGUUUCAUUAGUUGUUGGUGCUAACAGACUCUACUCUGGUUCCAUGGACAAGUCAAUAAGAGUAUGGAGCCUAGAAACCUUACAGUGUAUGCAGAUACUGACAGAGCAUACUUCAGUGGUGAUGUCUAUGCUUUGCUGGGAUCAAUUUCUUUUAUCAUGUUCAUUAGACCAAACAAUAAAGGUUUGGGUCGCUAAUGAUAGUGGAAAUUUGGAAGUAACAUACACACACAACGAAGAACGUGGUCUGAUCACUCUUAGUGGUAUUCAUGAUUCAGAAGGCAAGCCUAUCUUGCUAUGCUCUUGCAAUGACAACUCUGUGCGCCUCUAUGAUCUGCCUUCGUUUGCGGAGAGGGGUAAACUUUUUGCUAAGCAGGAGGUUCGUGCCAUUCAGAUUGGUCCUGGGGGUCUUUUCUUUACUGGUGAUGGAACCGGUGAAGUGAGAGUAUGGAAUUUUUUGGCUGAACCAACUGCCACUGCCCAAUGAAAGACUGGCACUGCAUAUUGUGCCGUUCCCGUAUGUUAAAACUGAUUUAUUUCUUUUUUUCUUUAUUUUUGGCCCUGGGUUCUCUUCUGAUAGCUAAGUUAGCGGGAGAAUUAUUAGUUGAGAAUGUAGUUCUGGUUUUUUUUUUUUUUUUUUUGGCUUUUUUUGGGGAGGGGAUUAGCAACAAGAGACUAGCGUACUUGGGUGUGCCAUAAUCAUAAAGAGGGUGUUUUUGGCCUGUAUGGAAAUUGUUAGACAGUUCAAUGGCUCUUUCGAUUUGUGACUUACAUUUAUAUGAUGUAUCAUUUCAUGGACUUACUUUAGUGACUUGUCUUCUCACUACACUUUAUUUUGUCAUCAA